AUGAAGCGUACUGCAUGUUUCAAGCGGCAUCAACGUUUCAAGGGUGGCCGACAGUCGAUUGACGAUGAUGAGCUUCCUGUGCGUCCUUCAACGUCAACUGACGAUCCAUACGUUGAAAAAAUCAACACCCUGGAUUUCAGAGGAUCCGAACCAACUAAGAGGAGGAAGAAAUACGUACUGUCGGCAUGGAAGAACGGUAGAGUCGCCUUUAUUCCCAAACCUGGGAAGGAGAGUCACAAUUCUUUAAAAGAUUUAAGACCGAUCAGCCUAACGACUUUUGUGCUAAAGAGGUUGAAGAAGCUGGUCGAGAGAUAUAUCAGGGAUGAGGUGCUUUUAGCCUCCCUAGGGCAAAGAGGGCAGUAUGCUUUUAGGGCAGGCUAUUCGGUAGAAGCAGCGUGCCAUGCUGGUGUGGGAAAAUUGAAGAAGCAGCUGGAACAAAUGGGGCAUGCUGUGGGCACGCUCUUGGACAUAGAGAGUGUCUUCAAUAGUAUUCCUUCAGAAAGCAUCUGUCGAAAGGCAUUGAGGUUUGAAACGCCAAACCAGCUAUUAAGCUGGAUAGGAAGUAUGAUGCACCAAAGGAGACUCCAAACCAGACGGGAUGAAGCUUAG
This is a messenger RNA of Belonocnema kinseyi, 609 nucleotides long. RefSeq lists its product as uncharacterized. The transcript has 2 exons. The coding region runs from base 1 to 609 and encodes 202 amino acids. The record is from RefSeq and is a predicted model, not a curated record. Lineage: Eukaryota; Metazoa; Arthropoda; Insecta; Hymenoptera; Cynipidae.